AUGGCGCCGAAUCAAAAGGGGUUUGUUCUCAAGUUGUCUAACUAUUGCAAAUGCAAUGGUUGCGACAAAACGUUGAAUAAGCUGCUUGAAAUCGAUGGAGUCCAUUCAACGAACAUCGAUGCAAAGACAGGGGAGCUUACCGUUUCGGGCCCUGUAGAUCCGGAAAAGGUCAUAAGGUUCCUUGAAAAAAAGGGCAAAAAAGCAAAGCUCAUUACGGAGGAAAUUCAGCCGAAAAGAAACAACCACCGCAAUGCACAAAUUAUAAAGCUGCCUGCGGCCAGCAUGCCACAGCCAGUAGUUGUUCAAGAAUUCAAAGUGUUAAAACAAUUCGAGAUGACCUGUUCAAAGAACGUGAAGGUGACGUUCAAUGGGAAGAACAUAGAUGAGGAAAAGCUGGAGAAGGUGGAAAAGAUCGAUGGCGUCCAUUCAUUAUCCAUAGAUCUGAAGACAGGGCAGAUGACCAUUUCAGGCACCGUAGACCCGCAAAAGGUCAUAAGGUACCUUGAAAAACAUCACAAACAAGCAAAGCUCGUUCCUGAGGAAAUUCCGCCAAAAAGAAACAACCAAUGGGAAUUUGAACAACUGGAGAUAAUAACCUAUAGGAAGGUGACAAUCAAUGGGAAGAACAAAGAUGAGGGUGAUUGUAGCAGCGGACAUGGCACUGGCACUUCUUUUAGCGGCUGGCGACCCCAUGGCAAAGAUAUUAUUCCCCGCCACUGGUGA
This is a messenger RNA of Rhododendron vialii, 723 nucleotides long. Its product is annotated as heavy metal-associated isoprenylated plant protein 3-like. Lineage: Eukaryota; Viridiplantae; Streptophyta; Magnoliopsida; Ericales; Ericaceae. Gene Ontology annotation, molecular function: metal ion binding. Bases 1 to 723 code for a protein of 240 amino acids. The record is from RefSeq and is a predicted model, not a curated record. The transcript has 3 exons.